Molecule: messenger RNA, 1065 nt
Organism: Phragmites australis (common reed)
Lineage: Eukaryota; Viridiplantae; Streptophyta; Magnoliopsida; Poales; Poaceae
Product: probable calcium-binding protein CML32
Exons: 1
Coding region: 101-685 (194 amino acids)
Molecular function (GO): calcium ion binding
Source: RefSeq, a predicted model, not a curated record
AGCGAAAGCUCUCGCGUGUCCUUGUCCCGAAAUAAAAGAAAAGAUUUUGACACCAUAGGAGAGAACGAGAGCAACUCGCUCAAGGCCGAUCGAGCUGAAGAUGAACACGGAGCAGAGCGUGGCGGUGGUGAAGCCGACGCUGGCCAAGGCGACGCCCUCGGCGUCGUUCCGGCUCCGCAACGGCAGCCUCAACGCGGUGCGCCUGCGCCGCGUGUUCGACCUCUUCGACCGCAAUGGCGACGGCGAGAUCACCGUUGACGAGCUGGCGCAGGCGCUGGACGCGCUAGGCCUCGACGCCGACCGCGCCAGCCUGGCCGCCACCGUGGGCGCCUACGUCCCCGAGGGCGCCGCGGGGCUCCGCUUCGAGGACUACGACGCCCUCCACCGCGCGCUCGGCGACGCCUUCUUCGGCGCGCUGGCGGACCAGGACGAGCAGGGUGGCGGCAAGGGGGAGGACGAGGAGGAGGAGAUGAGGGAGGCCUUCAAGGUCUUCGACGUGGACGGCGACGGCUUCAUCUCGGCGGCCGAGCUGCAGGAGGUGCUCAAGAAGCUGGGCCUCCCCGAGGCCAGCAGCAUGGCCAACGUGCGGCAGAUGAUCUGCAACGUCGACCGCGACAGCGACGGACGCGUCGACUUCAGCGAGUUCAAGUGCAUGAUGCAGGGGAUCACCGUCUGGGGCGCCUGAUGGUCGAUCAGCUCCAGCUUCUCCUGCACUGUAGGCAUCAGAAGCUAGCUCCUGAACACGGAACAAGAGAAGCUAGCUCCGUAUUUCGUCAAGAACGUACGAUCUUACUCCUAUCUAGUUGGCUGUGUGUGCGUCAGAAUGCAGGGCCUGAUCUUUGUCUUGUGGCCUUAAUGCAUUUCUAAUUGGCUAGUUGUGUGAUGUCGUUACUAAUCCAGUGGUGAUGUGAAUGCCUUCGACCUCUUGUCUCACAACCAUGCCAAUGCUAAAAAUUCGGCUUCUGUCGUCUGACACAAAAUUGUAUCAUCUAUCAAACAUGAGAGGCACAUAGCUGCUCAAUAACUCAUGUGCUGUGCAUGCUCUAUUCAAUUAUCUCAUGGUCU